Molecule: messenger RNA, 3270 nt
Organism: Cottoperca gobio
Lineage: Eukaryota; Metazoa; Chordata; Actinopteri; Perciformes; Bovichtidae
Gene: chst3a
Product: carbohydrate (chondroitin 6) sulfotransferase 3a
Exons: 5
Coding region: 325-1653 (442 amino acids)
Biological process (GO): N-acetylglucosamine metabolic process; carbohydrate metabolic process
Cellular component (GO): Golgi membrane
Molecular function (GO): chondroitin 6-sulfotransferase activity; N-acetylglucosamine 6-O-sulfotransferase activity
Source: RefSeq, a predicted model, not a curated record
CGUGAAGCGUGGUUAUACAGUCAGCUCGCUCGAGCAGCGGCAUCUAGCACAUGGGACGUCUGUGCCUCCUCGCUGCCUCUCAUUCAUCCGGCAGAGAAGAGGAGCCUGCGUCCGAGGAUACAAUGAAGCAGUGUGUCCUUGUCCUACACAAUGCAGCAAGAUGCUACGAAGGGGACGAUACUGUUUCUCGCAAGAUCAGGGACGUUUUUGCUCGAUUGCAGAGAGAGAUCAGCUAAAGAAUGAAGCUUUAGCCUCUGCAUGACAAGCUAUGACCAACACACAGACUAGACUCUAGACGUCCAAUUGCAAAGCCAGGACUCAAGAAUGAAGAUCAAAUAUGCAAUUGUCUUCAUCUGUAUCGUGGCCCUGGUCAUCAUCGAAAAGGAAAGCAACAUCCUAUCAAGGGUUUCUGAUAAACUGAUCCAGAGGCAGAUUCCACAGCAGACCCCACAGACUCCACUGGAUUAUAGCAACGCAACACAAAAUGGCUCACUGGCGAUGCUCAAAAUGCUACUCUCUAAACUCAUUGGUACAGAAGGGAAUAACUCAAGUCUCUCUGAGGAGCAGGAGGAGGAAGAACUAGAUGAUUUAGGCACGUACAGCUUCAGCGGUGGCCGUAAGCACAUAUUACUCUUGGCCACAACAAGAACAGGUUCCUCAUUUGUUGGGGAAUUUUUCAACCAGCACGGGGAGAAUAUGUUCUACCUGUUUGAGCCUUUGUGGCACGUAGAGCGCCUGCUGGCCUCGGCCUCAGAGGCAAACAACGGUACAGUGUUGUCAGGAAUCUACCGGGAUGUACUCCAGGCGCUCUUCCUUUGCGAUUUCUCUCCCCUUGAAAAGUUCAUCGUUCCCCCACCUCAGGACCAUGUGACCCCGGCUCUUUUCCGCAGAGAGUCUAGUUUAUCGCUCUGUGAAGAAUCUGUCUGCAGUCCUGUGAUCAAAGAUGUUUUUGAAAGGUAUCACUGUAAGACUCGUCGCUGUGGGCCGCUCAACUUGACCCUUGCAACUGAAUCCUGCCUUUCUAAGCAACACCACGCCGUCAAGACUGUCCGCGUGCGCCAGCUGGACACAUUGCAACCUUUGGUGGAGGAUCCUCGCCUGGAUGUGAGAGUGAUCCAGCUAGUCCGAGAUCCACGGGCCAUCUUAGCAUCCCGCAUGGUGGCUUUCUCUUCGAAGUACCAGACGUGGAAGGCCUGGGCGCAGGACGGUCAUGUGCCCGAAGAUGACGAGGAGGUGAAGAGGCUCAAAGGAAACUGUGACCAGAUUAGGAUGUCUGCCGAGGUGGGACUGAGCCAACCUCGCUGGCUGAGGAGACGCUACAUGUUGGUGCGCUAUGAGGAUAUUGCCCGCUACCCCAUGCAGAAGGCAGAGGAGAUGUACAAGUUCACAGGGAUACCAUUUAGUCCCCAAGCUAGGGAGUGGAUUCUGAGGAACACACAGACCACACAGGAAGCUAGAGGGAUUUAUUCCACCCAGAAGAACUCAUCAGAGCAGGCAGAGAAAUGGAGAUUCAGCAUUCCCUUCACACUGGCUCAGGUAGUGCAGAGGGUGUGUGGACCCACCAUGAAGCUGUUUGGGUACAGGUUUGUGGAUGAUGAAAUGACCCUGCUCAAUAAGUCCAUCAGUUUGCUUGAAGAUAAACUAUUUCAUUGAUCGAGAGGUCAACAAUGUAGCUGUGAUUCUGCAGAACGCAGCAUGCAAUGGAUCGGAGCCAGGAGAAGCCAUUAUUGCACAGACCAAAACUAGUGAGCAAAUGUGCCAUAGAAGACGCAACAUGUUUUACUGGGCCAUACAAUAAUAUUCAUACUCACCAAUGAUGUGCCUCAUUGUGACAAAUGAAGAGCCACUUGAGAAAGGGAAGUAUUUAUUUGUAUACUGCGUUUACUGAGAAGCCUGGUAUUUAAGCUUUAUAUGUGGCGCUUUACAUUUCAUUUAAAAUGAAAUAAACAUAGAUGUCAAGCCUGACUUGUAAGAGAUUCUUACGUAAUAUGUUAUUGAUAGUUAACAUCAACAACAGGGAAAGUGAAAGGGAUGUGUGUUUUGUUUGUGCGUAUGUCUGGAAGAGAAGAUGUUUCUGUUCAUAGGGUUUAUAACGCUAGUGCUUAAUUCUUCCUAGUUCAACUUGUAUUUUGAUAGAUCUGUGCUUAACUAGGCAACUGAUAGAAUCACUUUAGAUUAGACCUGAUGUGCUUUUAUAGAGCUUUACACAUUCGACUCAGGUGAAAUGAAUGUGGCAUUGUAUUUUGUGGUGUCUUCAUGAGGAGUAUUCAUAUCUCCACAAAAUCACGCCGUGUGAAAAUACAGAAUAAUCUUUGAUGUAUUUAACCAAAUUUUCAAUAUGCCAUAAAAGAGGUCAAUAGGGAUGGAUUUAUAAUACUCAUGUUAUAUGAGUAGCUAGAAGAAUGAUAUCUUACUUCAGAUACCUACAUGUGUCUUCAACAUACAAGUGUUGUUUUUCCCCAAUAGCCAGCAGCCAUAGUAGUAAUGUAUUUCCCAGUGCUGCCUGCUCACCUCUAAGGAAACAGGCAGUUUGGGCAUUAGUUAACUAAAGCUGCUUCUGUACUUCUAACCUGUGUGUUCAUGGACACAAACACAUUUCUUAUGCAGGGAGUUGUUUAAAUCACUUCACAACUUAAAGAAAUACAAUCACCAGAAAUAUAAAAACCUGCAAAAUUCAACAUUUUACUACUCACUCCUUGAAAUGAUUAGUCGUGAGAUUAUUGUGUGUUAAUGGUUGUGGUGACAACUAAAAUAUAAGACGUACGUAUGUAACGGUAUUAAUAUGGCCUAUCACUUUAAGUGAAACCCAGGUGCUGUUGUGUUAACUGUCGCUCUUGAUGGUAUAUAAAGGUAUCCACUGUGACUCUAGUUCAAUGGUAGCAUUGUGUUCGGCUUGGCUGAGGCACUGCUGAAAUGGCUGUGCUGCUCAUGGAAAGGGAUAUGCAUUAGAGGUACAUAUAGUAGGGGGCUUAUACUAACUCAGUGUUUAAAACAUAAAUAUGAAUACAUUAUGACUGGCGGGCUCCGAGUUGACCAGAGUCACUACUGAAGUAUUUAAGCCAAAAGGGAAUACUGUGAAAUACCAAGUGCAGCUGAAAUAAUGGGUGUAGCUAGUUUUUGCAUUCAGCUAAUUCAGAUACCAAGUGUGGCAAUAAAGUUUAUAAAAAUAUGUGUUUGAGCUGUUUUAAAGUGUUUUGUCAAGUCUCAAUUCUUCUCAAAGCAAGUCUCAAUUGAAGUCUCAGUUUCUGGAAAAAAGGACAAAGUUUAGUC